GAGAUAAAGGAAAAUUUGUUAAGCAGAACGUCCUCAACAAACGCAAAAAAUCAAUUUUAGCUAUGAAUAAUGCAAAAAAAUUGAGAAAGGAAACCCCAAGCUUGAAAAAUAACCUGUGUAGUGGUCGCAUCGUGGAAUUACUAGAGUUGGGAAAACAUUUAAAAUGUUGCUGGUGUGAAAGAGUUCUUUCUCUUGAAAAUAUUACAAAUGAAACACGAAAGGGUCUUUAUUCAAUUUUAAAUGUUAAAUAUAAUGAAUGUAAUAUUGAAACUAUAGUACCUACGGACAAAGUUCAUGCAACAAAAAGUGAAGUUAAGCAUUCAGAUGUCAACACUAAAGCAGUUCUAGAAAAUGAACGAAAAAGUUUGGAGAAUACCAGACUCGAAAGUAUGGAGAACGCUGCUGGCAGACCCGAAAGUUACGAGAAUGCUGCCGACCCACGGCCAGAGCAGCCGCUGAGUGAUACUUACACAGAGACCAGCGACCAAAACAACAAUUCGCAAUCACCACAAUACAGUGUCGACGGAUCGAGAUCAGAUGCCAACGACAGUAUGGAGAAACUUAGAAAGACUCUCGAGCGUUCUAACAGCCCAGACUGA
Molecule: messenger RNA, 599 nt
Organism: Psylliodes chrysocephalus
Lineage: Eukaryota; Metazoa; Arthropoda; Insecta; Coleoptera; Chrysomelidae
Source: the annotation of a GenBank genome assembly